GAGCCGCGCGGCUCCUUGCGUCCCCGUGUCCUCUCUGCUGCACCCAUUGGCGCCAGCCAUGUACCCCCGCACGGCGCUCAAGUUCGCCUUGCUCGCACAGUUGGCGUUCCUGGCCAGUGCGACGUACUCAGACCCGAAGGUGCUCGAUGCGUGUCCGGGCUACAAGGCGAAGAACGUCCUCGACCUUGGCCACAAGCUCACCGCCGACCUCGUCCUUGCCGGCACAGCAUGCAACGUCUUUGGGAAUGAUACCGAGAAGUUGAAGUUGGAGGUCACGUACGAGAGCCAGGACCGCAUCCACGUCAAAAUCACCGAUCCUACCGAGAACCGGUACGAAGUGCCCGAAGAGGUCCUGCCAUGCCCUAGUGCCAACCUCUUCGCUGGUCCCCUAACGUCCAACAUCCGGUUCAACUACACCACGUCCCCUUUCUCUUUUUCGAUCUACCGCUCGAAGACACACGAAGUCCUCUUCUCGACUGCAUCGCACCCCAUCAUCUUUGAGCCCCAGUACCUGCGCGUGAAGACGAACCUGCCCGCGAACGCGAACAUCUACGGCCUGGGCGAGCACACCGACACGUUCCGCCUCCCGACGCACAACUACACGCGCACACUGUGGUCUCGCGACGCCUAUGGCGUGCCACACGGUGAAAACCUAUACGGCAACCACCCGAUCUACUACGAGCACCGCACGACGGGUACCCAUGGCGUUUUCCUCGCGAAUUCAAAUGGGAUGGACAUCAAGCUCAACGACACCGAGGGCACCGGCACGACGCUCGAGUACAACGUGAUCGGCGGCGUUCUGGACUUUUACUUCCUUGCGGGUAGCGAGAGCGACCCCACUGAGGUCGCGCGCCAGUACGCGGAGAUCGUGGGCAACCCCGCGGAGGUGCCGUACUGGUCGUUCGGUUUGCAUCAGUGCCGUUUCGGCUACCAAAAUUACAUAGACGUCUCGGAGGUCAUCACUAAUUACUCGGCCGCGGGUAUCCCUCUCGAGACUAUGUGGACAGAUAUCGACUACAUGGAUCGCCGCCGUAUCUUCACCGUCGACCCGGAUUACUUCCCGCUAGACCGCAUGCGGGAGAUCGUCGAUUACCUCCACUCACAUGACCAGAAGUUCGUGUUGAUGACCGACCCCGCUGUCGCCUAUGCCCCUGGAGAGGGUUACGGCCCCUUUGACCGCGGUACUACCGCUGAUAUAUGGCUGAAGGCCGCCAAUGGCAGUAGUCCGUUCCUUGGCGCUGUCUGGCCUGGCGUGACUGUGUUCCCGGACUGGUUCAAUCCGAAGACCCAGGACUACUGGACCAACGAGUUCCAAUCGUUCUACAGCCCAGAUACCGGUCUGGACAUCGAUGGCGCGUGGAUCGACAUGAACGAGCCCUCCAGCUUCUGCAACUACCCGUGCACGGACCCUUUCGAGCAGGCCAGGGAACAGGCCCUCCCGCCCGCGCGCACCUCCCCUCCCCCCGACCCAGACGCGCCCAUCUUCGGCGAGGCGCCUCCGAGCAAGAGGAAGCGCGCUUCCGCCCCAGACCACUCCGGCGACAACGUGCAGAGUCCCCCAUACGCGAUUGCGAACUUCGCCGGGGCGGGCCCUCUCUCGGACAAGACCGCUUACACGGACGCGGUGCACGCGAACGGGCUGAUCGAGUACGACACGCACAACCUGUACGGGACCAUGAUGUCGACGGCGACGCAUGAGGCGAUGCUUGCGCGUCGCCCUGGACUCAGGACGCUCGUCAUAACGCGCUCGACGUUUGCUGGGGCGGGGGCGAAGGUUGGGAAGUGGCUUGGAGACAACUUCAGCGACUGGGACCAUUACAAGCAGUCCAUUGCUGGUAUCCUCGGCAUGGCGGGUGUCUACCACGUCCCCAUGGUCGGUGCGGACAUUUGCGGGUAUGCGGAGAACACGACGGAGACGCUAUGCGCGCGCUGGGCUUUGUUAGGCGCGUUUUACCCCUUCAUGCGUAACCACAAUGCAGACACGUCCAUUAGCCAGGAGUUCUAUCGCUGGCCGCUGACCACGCAAGCUGCCAAGAACGCGCUCGACGUCCGCUACCGCCUCAUCGAUUACCUCUACACCGCCUUCCACCAGGCGAAGACGGACGGCACGCCCGUCCUCCGCCCGCUCUGGUACGCCUUCCCCAAGGACACGAACACCUUCGGGAUCGACACCCAGUUCCUUUUCGGCCCGUCUGUCCUUGUGUCGCCCGUCAUCGACGAGAACUCGACGACCGUCGACGUAUACUACCCCAAGGAGUUCUUCUACGACUUCCACACCCUCGCGCCGAUCACGGGCGUGGGCAGCUCCGUGCAGCUCACGAACGUUAACUUCACGACCAUCCCGGUGUCGAUCAAGGGUGGCGCUGUGCUCCCGCAGCGUGCGAGCAGCCAGUCGACGACGACAGAGCUGAGGAAGACCGACUUCGAGAUCGUCGUUGCGCCUGCGCUCGCGGAUGGCUCCGCCUCGGGCUCGCUGUACCUGGACGAUGGCAUUUCCAUCACCCCCAAAACGAGCACGAGUGUGUCGUUUGCGUACAACCGCGGCAAACUCACCGUGAAGGGCUCGUUUGGAUACGCCACCGGGGUGAACGUCUCGCGCGUGCGGUUCGCGAACACGAAGAGUGCGCCGAAGAGCGUGAAGUUCAACGGGAAGGCGGUCAGCGCGGACAAGGUGGCGUUUGACUCUGCUAAUGGGGUCCUUGACGUGAAGUUGGGUAUUCCGUUCAAGUCGAACUUCAUUGUCGAGCUCGAUUGAGCGGGUGUUGCGUGCAUCGGCGUUUCCCCGAAAGUAGCUCAAAUACUAUGGACUUGUACUGCUAAUACCCCUAAUUUGCAGCUGCUUGC
Messenger RNA from Dichomitus squalens LYAD-421 SS1, 2844 nucleotides. Its product is annotated as alpha-glucosidase. The record is from RefSeq and is a predicted model, not a curated record. NCBI's taxonomy places the organism in Eukaryota, Fungi, Basidiomycota, Agaricomycetes, Polyporales, Polyporaceae. Gene Ontology annotation, molecular function: carbohydrate binding; hydrolase activity, hydrolyzing O-glycosyl compounds. Gene Ontology annotation, biological process: carbohydrate metabolic process. The coding region runs from base 59 to 2755 and encodes 898 amino acids. The transcript has 7 exons.